AUGUCGGCGAAACGUUUGGGAAUGUACUCAGCCAGUGAUUCAAUGCUGGAAAUCACGAAUACUAUGACUGAGGACAUGGGACUAGGUUCGUUCCACAAGGUCUUCCUGGCGCUCCGACCAACAAUUUAUCUUCUCUACGCUAAGCUCGAGGAGGAGUAUGGACUUGCAAAGCGGGCAAUCCGAAUCUAUGAGCGUGCCACUGAAGCUGUGCCUCCUGAGGAACGCUUUGAGGUAUAUCUAUUCUUUGUUUCUUUUAUUAGUUUUCUUGCCGAUUGCAUUGCUAGAAAAAGCAAAUAUCAAUUUCUCUUUUAA
Messenger RNA from Protopolystoma xenopodis, 312 nucleotides. The record is from the annotation of a GenBank genome assembly. Lineage: Eukaryota; Metazoa; Platyhelminthes; Monogenea; Polystomatidea; Polystomatidae.